CUAAUUUUAAAGAUUCGACAACCACCAAAGAUCUUAGCUUCGAUUCAACUCCAAGCUUGUUUUGUUUCUUUUCUUCCUAAAUUUAUCUCUUAAGCAACCAAUGCUCAUGCAUUGCCUAUAUAUACACACUAGCUAGCAGAACCUUAAGUAUUUCAAAACCGGAUUCAAUUCAGUAAAACCAAAUGAAAAUGCAAACUGUUCUUGUUAUCCUGGUUUUCUCCGGUUUAAUCACGAUUAAGACAACGUUUGCUGCACAACAUGUGAUGGGCGGGAGCCAAGGCUGGGAACAAUCCGUUGACUUUGAUUCUUGGUCUUCCGAUCAAUCUUUCAAAGUCGGCGACCAAUUGGUUUUUAAGUAUUCGGGACUACACAGCGUCGUUGAGCUAGGAAGUGAAACGGCAUACAAGAGUUGUGACCUGGGAACACCAGUAAACUCCUUGAGCUCUGGAAACGACGUCGUUAAGCUUUCCAAGACCGGUACUCGUUAUUUCGCAUGUGGGACCCCAGGGCAUUGCGAACAAGGCAUGAAGGUCAAAGUCAACGUUGUUUCUUCUGACUCCACCGCCGUUUCCUCCCCCGGCGCGGGUUCAAGUUCGGGUUCGAGCUCUAGCUCGGAUUCUGGUUCGGGUCAUGGGUUACGUGCUUCCAUUGGAUAUAUUUUGGCUGUUGGAUCGUUGGUUGUUGGUCUUAUUUGGGCUUUCUGAGAAUUUAGUCUUUUUGUUAUUCAUCGAGGAAAUAUAUUCGGAGAGGAGAAAAUAAAUAAUUUUUGUAUUUUAUUAAUUCGUAUUUGUUGUAUUUCGUACCAUUAUGUACUUCGGAUUUUCAAUUUCUGAUCUUAUUCUAUGCGGUAUCUCUUUUUUCUCCAUACUUCUGUUUUAUCAACCUGUCCACUUGAUUGGUCCCGUUGGAAUAUUAUUUAUUAUGCCUUCUCGUA
Thlaspi arvense is the source of this 934-nucleotide messenger RNA. Lineage: Eukaryota; Viridiplantae; Streptophyta; Magnoliopsida; Brassicales; Brassicaceae. The record is from the annotation of a GenBank genome assembly.